AUGUGUUACUGCAUCAUGCUGCUUGUAACUCCACCUGUGUCUGACUCCACAGAGACGACCAGUGGCCCCACAGUGACGCCUCACAUCUACUUCUGCCGCUCGCCCAACAUGGAGGACUUCACCUGCUGGUGGCAUCCACUCAGUAACCUGACAGAUGGCGAGCAAGUCACCCACAUCCUCACCUACUCUACAGAGCAGGAGGCCAACCUUGAAUGUCCAGACUAUGUGACUGGCGGCCCCAACAGCUGCCACUUUGACAGCAGCCACACAUCUAUAUGGACAGUGUACUGUUUGACCGUGACUGCCAUAACCACCCACAGAAACUACACCUCCCAGCAGCACUGCCUGGAUGUGGCAGAAAUAGUUCAGACUGAAAUUCCAGUCAACGUGACUUACAACUUGACAAAUGCAGGCAGCGAUGAAAUGGGCCAAAACGCGCUGAUUUCCUGGACCUACCCGGUGCCUGGCCACGUGCGGUAUGGUUGGAUCACACUGGUCUAUGAGCUGCAGUACAGACAUGUUACAGAGUCUGACAACUGGAAGGUGAAGCAUCCCCUGCGUGAGCCUCAGGUGGAGCUGCUUGGACUCCCUGUUGACGACUACGUGGUCCGAGUUCGUUGCCGUGCGCAGCACUCCAAGCUGUGGAGUGACUGGAGCACCACGCUGGUGAUGAGCAUCCCCCCAAAACCGUCUGCAGGUAAACUGUUGGUACUGAUUCUGGAGACUGGAGUUGGUGUUCUGGCUCUGCUUGUUAUCGCCUUUAGUCUUGUUCUACAGACCAAGAGAAUAAAAGAGUUCUUCCUUCCGGCCAUUCCAAAAUCACGGAUUAUUGGCAUUGACCCCAUGCUUUUGAAGAAGGGGAACUUGGAUGAAAUCAAUUGUCACUUCAGUAACUUCCACAGCUACAGGCCUCCAAGCCCCUCCGAGGAGGUCUGGGACCAUGUGAGUGCCAAUGACCUCUAUCUAAACACACCAAAGGAUAACAGUGACCCAUGCAGCCCUACAGAAUCAGAGAGGGACACCUUACUAGUUCCCUGCAACCCGGCACCCAUGGAAGUGUCCGCCCACCAUCAGCUCACAGCUCCAAACCCUACAUUGAUUGUGCAGAGUGUGCCGCCUUACUGCUCUUCUCCCACUGAAGCCUUCACCAAACCUCUGAGUAUUCCUUCCCCGUGGCCGAUGCUGAAGAUCGUAUCACUGCCCGGGACGGACUACAGCAUGAUGGAAUAUUCCUGCGGUCCCAAUAGUGUCCUGGUCCCAGAACUCACUUUCAGCACCAGCCACUCACCACAAAACUUCUACACUUGUGUCCAGCUCUUAAAGGAAAGUGGCGAGGUGCAUCGAGUGCCGUGCUUGGCAUCUUUUCUGAGGGUUGAUUUAGAAGCUACAGAGAAGGAAGAGAAGAAGAACGAUGGGGAUGACUCUGAGAAGAACGAGGCAGCUGUUCCUGUGCUGCCUGUUACUGUUGACAACAGUGGCUGA
Pelmatolapia mariae (spotted tilapia) is the source of this 1482-nucleotide messenger RNA. RefSeq names its product prolactin receptor-like. Gene Ontology annotation, biological process: cytokine-mediated signaling pathway. Gene Ontology annotation, cellular component: external side of plasma membrane. Gene Ontology annotation, molecular function: cytokine receptor activity; protein binding. Bases 1 to 1482 code for a protein of 493 amino acids. The transcript is spliced from 7 exons. The record is from RefSeq and is a predicted model, not a curated record. NCBI's taxonomy places the organism in Eukaryota, Metazoa, Chordata, Actinopteri, Cichliformes, Cichlidae.